UGAGGUGGAGACCACCACCCCCCAAAAAAAAACACACAAAAACCACCCUCGUCACCCCUCCGCUCCAGCAGAGGGCGAGAGCGGGAGCCCCUCCAUGGCGGCGGCGCUUCCGGACCGGGCUGCGGCCAUGGCGGUGGGCGGCAGGCGGGCUGUGUACCCGCUGUUCCAGUUGGGCGGCCCCCAGCUGCGGAUCUUCCGCCCCAACUUCUUCAUGCUGGCGGUGCGGCCCGGCGUGCCACAGCCCGAGGACACGGUGCAGUUCCGCGUCUCCAUGGAAAUGACAAAAGUGGAUAUCAAGAAUUACCUUGAAAAAAUAUAUAAUGUGCCAGUAGCUGCUGUGAGGACCAGAAUACAGUAUGGUGCGAACAACAAGAAGAACCACAAGAAUCAGAGGGUGAAGAAGCCAGAUUACAAGGUUGCCUAUGUACAGCUGGGCAAAGGACAAACCUUUCAGUUUCCCAACCUGUUUCCAGAGAAAGAACAAGAUGAAGAAGCUCGCUCUUUUGAUGACUUCAGGAAGAAAUAUCUAGAGAAAGAGCAGCAGAUCCAGAAGGGUGACCCCAGACGAGGUGGAGUUCCCGAUUGGUUCGGACUUUGAUGCAACAAGCCAGCUGCCUUUCUGUAGCCUUAGAGGAAUUUUGGUCAGCAGAACUUGAACUCUUCUCUUCUUGUAAUGACCAAGGGUUUAUUCUUGAGCAGCCCUUGCUAGAGUGUCUAUUUUCCUGGCUAUUUAUGCACGACUACAACAAAAUGGCCCUAAAGAAAUAAAAAGGUAAAA
Messenger RNA from Cygnus olor (mute swan), 778 nucleotides. It is a transcript of the gene MRPL23, whose product is annotated as mitochondrial ribosomal protein L23. The record is from RefSeq and is a predicted model, not a curated record. The transcript is spliced from 5 exons. Lineage: Eukaryota; Metazoa; Chordata; Aves; Anseriformes; Anatidae. Bases 95 to 598 code for a protein of 167 amino acids. Gene Ontology annotation, molecular function: structural constituent of ribosome. Gene Ontology annotation, biological process: mitochondrial translation. Gene Ontology annotation, cellular component: ribosome; mitochondrial large ribosomal subunit.